AUGGCAGAUAAUAACCACUCCCAUUUCCAACACCUUUACUUUGUCUUAACUGGAAUUCCAGGGCUUGAACAAAAGUAUUACUGGAUGGCAUUCCCACUGGGUGCUAUAUAUGUCAUUGCCCUCUAUGGCAAUGGUGUCAUCAUCUCUACCAUCAAGUCUGAAUUGUCCCUGCAUAUCCCUAUGUACUAUUUUCUAUGUAUGCUGGCAUUGGCAGACAUGGGACUUGCCCUCUGUACUGUGCCCUCUAUGCUAGGCAUAUUCUGGUUUAACUACAAGUUCAUCGCGUAUGAUGCCUGCCUUGUUCAGAUGUACUUCAUCCACACCUUCUCAGCCAUUGAGUCUGGUGUGCUGGUGGCCAUGGCCUUUGAUCGGGUUGUGGCAAUCUGGAACCCCCUCAGGUACAGCACCAUCCUAACCAACGGUGUUGUCUGCAGAACAGGGGCUGUCAUCUUGACAAGGGCGGUCUGUGUGGUCUUCCCUGUACCUUUCCUCAUCAAGCGGCUCCCCUUCUACGGGUCCAACAUCCUCUCUCACUCCUUCUGUCUCCAUCAAGAUGUCAUGCGCCUUGCCUGUGCCAGCGUCCGUGUCAACAGUCUCUAUGGUCUCAUUGCUGUCAUCUUCACCAAGGGUUCUGAUUCCCUCAUCAUCCUCCUCUCCUAUACGUUCAUACUCCGAACAGUAAUGGCCAUUGCCUCAGGGGAAGGCCGGCUGAAGGCACUCAACACUUGUGUUUCACACAUCUGUGCUGUACUCAUCUUCUAUGUGCCACUCAUUGGGAUGUCUGUCACUCAUCGUUUUGGAAAGCACAUUUCACCAUUGACUCAUGUCCUCAUGGCUAACGUCUACCUUCUUGUACCCCCUGUGCUAAACCCCAUAGUCUAUACUGUGAAGACCAAUGAGAUACGAAGGAAGAUCAUCCAGAUAUUUGUUCAAACCAAGAUCACUGCAGAUGGUUGGGGUCUGCCAGCUUGA
Messenger RNA from Ceratotherium simum simum (southern white rhinoceros), 972 nucleotides. RefSeq names its product olfactory receptor 51H1-like. Lineage: Eukaryota; Metazoa; Chordata; Mammalia; Perissodactyla; Rhinocerotidae. The record is from RefSeq and is a predicted model, not a curated record. Gene Ontology annotation, cellular component: plasma membrane. Gene Ontology annotation, molecular function: G protein-coupled receptor activity; olfactory receptor activity. Gene Ontology annotation, biological process: G protein-coupled receptor signaling pathway.